Molecule: messenger RNA, 579 nt
Organism: Mauremys mutica (yellowpond turtle)
Lineage: Eukaryota; Metazoa; Chordata; Testudines; Geoemydidae
Product: Down syndrome cell adhesion molecule-like protein 1 homolog
Exons: 3
Coding region: 176-523 (115 amino acids)
Source: RefSeq, a predicted model, not a curated record
CCAUGGAGAAGGAAGAGCAGAGAAAAAUCAUGAGAGGCAGUGGGGCUGAAGUGGAGCGGUGACUGUUUACUCAUCUCUGUUCAUUGAGUUGGGCUCAGGUGGAUGGCAUGGGAGAGGAAGGAAGGGAUGAGGGUAAGAUUUCAUGCACGAAUAGAACUUGUUGUACUGAUGGCUCAUGCAUGGGUUUUGCAUGUGCACUUGCAGAGGAAGUAUCCAGGAACCCCAGGCCGAGCAGAAACUGGCAGAAGUGGACCUGAUCAGCCUGAGCAUCCUUCUAAGCAGACAUGAACAGUCCUUUCCUUUUUGCCUCCCACUUAACUUGGUGUGGGCCCCCAGCGAGUACGAGACCAGCCCCGAGCAAGUCUUCUACUGCAUCGCCCACCUCACCCGCAGGCAGCAGGAUGUGCUGUGGGUGGUGGCCGUGACCUUGGCAGGACGCAGCAACAUCAGUGCAAAGGUCAUUGGGAAAGCCCAGACCAUCUCCUUCGGCGGCACCAUCACCAUUCCGUGGAUAAGGACGUGAGACUGCCUUGCAGUGCAGUUGGGGAGCCAGCCCCUGUCAUGAAAUGGACUAAGGAC